This is a messenger RNA of Eurypyga helias (sunbittern), 1673 nucleotides long. It is a transcript of the gene AATF, whose product is annotated as apoptosis antagonizing transcription factor. Gene Ontology annotation, cellular component: nucleus; nucleolus. The annotation marks the transcript as partial. NCBI's taxonomy places the organism in Eukaryota, Metazoa, Chordata, Aves, Eurypygiformes, Eurypygidae. The transcript is spliced from 11 exons. Gene Ontology annotation, biological process: regulation of transcription by RNA polymerase II. The record is from RefSeq and is a predicted model, not a curated record.
GGUGUCUUGCACAUGAAUGAAUAUGAGGGAGUGUGGUAUGAUGUGUUCUCUUUGCUGGACUGGUAUGAUGUGUUCUCUUUGCUGGACUGCUCCUUCCGGUGUCCUCGAGCAGAUGAGUAUGAGAGCAGAUGGAAAAUUAGCGUCCUGGCUUGCCUUCACCAGGUAGGGGAGAGCCUUGCUCUCUCUCAGAGCCUGAAAGCCAGACUCUUAGCUACAGUUGCUAAAGUGAUUGACAAAUUUGAGGAUGAAACUGCAGAUGACAUUUUCCCCGUGGGUAAUAUACGAAAAAAAGCUUCGGUCUCUCUCUUGGAAGCUGAUAAAAGGUACUGUGGAAAAGCUACAUCUCGCAAAGCCUUGCAAGAAGAGCUCUGGGGAGAUGCUCUGUCUGAAGAAGGAUCUGCUGAAGAAGCCUUAGAUGAAUGGUACAGUGGCAGUGAAGAUUCAGAAGAGAAUGGCAGCUUAGGCCCUAAAACAGAGGAGAAGCCCAGCAGUGCUGGCAGUGACCAGGAGGAUGACUUGGAAGACGAUGAAGAGGCAGAGCCAUCUGUCAAGGCCAAGGCACCAAAGUUCAGUUUCCAGAAUAUCGCAGACUUUGAGAAAUUUACAGAGGGGAUGGAUGAUGUAGGAAGCAGUGAAGGAGAAGAUGAAGAUGGUUCCAGCAUGGAAGAAGGAAGUGAAGAGGAGGAAUGUGGGAGUGAAACCCAGGACAAUAUAAAGGAAACCAAAGACAGUGAAGAUGAUGGCGGGGUGAUGACCUUCUCAAAAGGACAAGAGGCUGAAGAAGUAGAAAAAGGAAAAGCUGUGAGGAACCAGCUAGCACUGUGGGAUCAACUGUUGGAAGGGAGAAUCAAGAUGCAGAAGGCGCUCGUAACAGUCAACCGGCUUCCACAGCCAGAUACUUACCCAAUCUUCAGAAAGAAAGGUGGACAAGCAUUUGACAACGCUGUCGAGAACUGUUGCAAAGCCCUGGAGGCAUUGCUGAAAGUAUUAGUGGAACUUCAGGAUGAGCUGCUGUAUCAAUACCCAGGCACGAGGCAUCUGGUAGAUGGAAAGCAAUCAAAAACUGAGAGUGAUGAUGAAAUCCCUAGCAGUAGCGAUGAAGAGCGAGUAGAUAAGGCUCAGGAGAAGAGGAGGAGCCUCCCCAAACGAAAGCUGAAGAUGGAGGACUACCCAGAAUUCAUAGCCAAGCGGUAUGCUGACUUCAGGACGUAUCGGAACAACGUCUUGCAAGAGUGGCAUGAGAAGACAAAGCUGGCAUCUGGCAAAAUGGGAAAGGGUUUCGGUGCCUUUGAGCGUUCAAUCUUGGCUCAGAUUGAUCAUAUUAUGAUGGACAAAGAGAGAUUGCUACGGCGGACGCAGACCAAGCGAUCAGUGUAUACAGUGCUGGGAAAGCAGGAACAGGAAUCUCAUCCAGUCCCCGAGUCUUUGCCUGAAAAUUCGGAAGUCCUUCCUCAGGCAGAUUCCAACAGGCACCUGAAGGACAUAGAUGAGGAGAUAUUUGAUGAUGAUGACUUUUAUCACCAGCUCCUUCGAGAAUUUAUAGAACGUAAAACCACUUCAUUUGACCCCAACGACCAGGUAGCAAUGGGCAGGCAAUGGCUGGCCAUCCAGAAGUUACGAAGCAAAAUAAAGAAGAAAGUGGACAGAAAAGCUAGUAAAGGAAGGAGAAUCCG